This is a messenger RNA of Vicugna pacos (alpaca), 452 nucleotides long. It is a transcript of the gene PPP3R2, whose product is annotated as protein phosphatase 3 regulatory subunit B, beta. The record is from RefSeq and is a predicted model, not a curated record. Lineage: Eukaryota; Metazoa; Chordata; Mammalia; Artiodactyla; Camelidae. Gene Ontology annotation, molecular function: calcium ion binding.
GUCGGGCACCCUGAGCGUGGAGGAGUUCAUGUCCCUGCCCGAGCUACAGGAGAACCCGUUGGUGCAGCGAGUGAUCGACAUCUUCGACACUGACGGCAACGGAGAGGUGGACUUCAAGGAAUUCAUCCUGGGGACCUCCCAGUUCAGUGUCAGGGGAGACGAGGAGCAGAAGCUGAGGUUUGCUUUCAACAUCUACGACAUGGACAAAGACGGCUACAUUUCCAACGGGGAGCUCUUCCAGGUGCUGAAGAUGAUGGUGGGGGACCACCUGGAAGACUGGCAGUUGCAGCAGCUCGUGGACAAAACCAUCAUCACCAUGGACAAGGACGGCGACGGCAAAAUAUCCUUCCAGGAAUUCAGUGCUGUGGUCGGAGGCCUGGAAGUCCACAAGAAGUUGGUGGCAAUUUUUUGAGCUUUCCUAAGAGCUCCACCCAACGACUUUUUCUUUCUUC